Anopheles nili is the source of this 2211-nucleotide messenger RNA. RefSeq lists its product as uncharacterized. The transcript is spliced from 4 exons. Lineage: Eukaryota; Metazoa; Arthropoda; Insecta; Diptera; Culicidae. Gene Ontology annotation, molecular function: signaling receptor binding. The record is from RefSeq and is a predicted model, not a curated record. Bases 1 to 2211 code for a protein of 736 amino acids.
AUGGACCGCCAUGACCCUCAGCAACAGUCGCAGCAGCAGCACCCGCAACCGGCGAAGGUGCAAAAUAGUGAUGAACAACAACAUCGUCUAAAUGCCACUCAUCAACAGCUGCUGGAAGAGGACCCAUUCGCCUCUGAAUCCGAAUCUGGCCAAGGCGAUCCGUUAGCAGUUGAAGUUGAAACGGAGGCUCCUGGGGCUGGUCGCGGAACCGUGAACGUUCGAUCCCGUGUACGGUAUUGGUUGAACGAUAUUGUCGAUGAAAUGCGAAAGAAGAGCCCGGCGUCGGUUCAGAAGUGGGUCGAUUCGAUACAACUACCUAACGGUGGAGGCAGUGCAACAAUUUCGUCUGGCAGUACCGAUGCUACGCCACCUUUACAUCAUGACGAUCCGGCUGUACACCGGACAGACUAUUCCCGAUCCGAUCAGCUAGUAACACCCGAUACGGAACCGUCCCUGCAGCACUUAGAACACGAUGCAAGCGAGAAUAUAGGAAUCGACGAGCCAUCGACGGUUGAAUCGAAGCAAGAAGAUCGCCAGGUUUGCUUUCCGCACCGGGAGGAAUAUCCGGACGCUGGUGUAGAGAGCAUUCCCUGUGUACUUAAUGAAGACAGUCUUAAAAAAAACAAUACUGCUAGCCGUAUGUCUCCGACUGAGGCCCGUGGCUCUCUUGCCAUCAGCACACCAAAGAUGGUUAGAAUGGACGACAGCGCGAAAAUAACUAACGAGCCUCCUGCCAGUCUUUCCAUUCGAAACUUUUUGUCCAAAAAAUCGCUUCUAGGGAAAUUCAGCCGAUCGGGUUCCAAUCUCGAUCAUAGCCCGAAUGCUGCCGCAGAAAAUGUUCCGAUUGUUGGAUCCUCAGAUAUGGCCGAGGUUACUGAAAGGAGCUGGAGAAAGGCAGAAGAUGAACCGACAUCCACCUCACCGUUUGUAGUGAGUAAGAGCAAGAUAAAUGAGUUUUAUGACAAGCUCAACAUGAACAAAGCCAAGUACGGGUUGAUAAAAGGAAAGAAGCUUGACAUACGUAAUAUGCUUGGUGGAGGCUUGGCCAAUCGAGAGAGCUCCGAUAUAUCCAAGACACCCAUCGCGCAACCGUCGAAAAUUCAACCGGUUGCAGAUGCUUUUACAAUUGAUGGAACGGUGCAUCAGUUUGACAGUGCUGAGGCAAAGUCCCUGGCGGAAGCAUCCGAAGACCAUCCCGAACCAUUAGAGGUGAGCGUGGUGGACGUGGAACCGUCAGAUGCAUACGAGUUUUCGUUCGAUGAUUCGUUCCCCAAGUCGGACGAACUCGUUACGGGCAUGAUCAGUGAGGAGGACGAAGAGGAAAAGGAAAACAUACUCGAUACGCCAUCCAUGGUGCCGGGUCACGGGUAUGGGUACGACGUUUAUCUCAACCCGCCAAAACCGAAAGCACACCGUAUAGGCAUUGGACGGAUUGGGCGCAGCUCAAGUGAGAAUCCGCGGGCCACAGCACGUCGCUACAACCUUAUGGAGAUCGGGCGUAGCUUCAGUGAGAUGAACGAUGAUGACGACUCGUUCGCUAUCAGCGAGUGCAACAACAGCUGCCCGAACCCAUCCUCGCUAAACACCAGCUCCAGCAUCAACAAUGGUAGCAUUAGCAACUUGACGCGUUCCGUCCCUGUCAGUCCAGUUCCGAGGACGUCGAGCAAACUCAGCAUUCAGCAGGAAACUCAGCAACAACAGCAGCAGUCUCAGCCGUCAUCCCGCCGCCGCAGUACGAUGCUGGUCAAGGACAGUUCGCUCCAAUCCGAUUCGAGCCGGUGCUCGAGUGUUGAGAGUCUACUGAAUGCACGCAAACCGGAUCCGGAGAAGAUACUGCUCAAUUUAGGUUUCGGACCGGCACCCCAUAGUACGGAUGUGCUGGCGAAAAUACCGAAACGGUUUUUGAAACCGUCUCAAGUGCGUGGUGUCGAUACGGAAGCUUUCCUGCGACAGCAACAACUUUCGAUGCACAUCCACGAAAACAGCGUUCUAGGGUAUCGAGGACUAGUAGGUAAUCCACACAUUCCACCCUCCAUGAUCGUGGCGAAAAUCAUGGAACGAUUUCAGGAAAACGACACGAAAACGCGCCUUACGGCGGCAGGUGUCACGCUGCCUCAGUCCGACAGCCGAACCUCAUCCGGUCCACCGUCGCCCAUUCCGAUGGUACGGCACGCCUCUCUAGCGACGGCUGACGGUCGUAUAAAGUUUUAA